Molecule: messenger RNA, 336 nt
Organism: Medioppia subpectinata
Lineage: Eukaryota; Metazoa; Arthropoda; Arachnida; Sarcoptiformes; Oppiidae
Source: the annotation of a GenBank genome assembly
CUGCCAUUUUGCCACUGUAUUAAUCCGGUCCCACUAUCACCCUGUUUAAGCCAGUGGGCACCAGAAGUGUCACAUCACUGUCCAAACGCGGCCAUCAUUCUGGUGGGCACUGACGAACAUCUGAGGCCGUUGUCCGGAAACAUAGACCUGACCGCACUAGCGGUUACCUACUCUGAGGGAAUGGCGGCCGCCCGAGGGAUGGGUGCCUACAAAUACAUGGAGUGUUCGGCAGUAACCGGCGAUGGCGUUACAGAAGUGUUUGCUACAGCAGUUGUUGCCAUACUUCACCCGAAGUCAACGCCCCGGCAGUCAAAGAGUACGUGCGUCUUGUCAUAA